UUUAUUAUCUUGUGUGGCCAUGUGGGUUCGUGGCUUCUUCCCCUCUACUCCAAGUCUCAUCCUAGUAACGUUUGCCACUGUCACAGAACAGAAGCAUUCCACAAAUUACAAUACUAAACUGCUCCCCAAAUUUGAUGUUCAUCAUUCAUGGCCAGAUUGAUCUUUAACAAUCUAAUAGUAUACCUGUAAUUUAAUCCCCCUAUUCAACAAUCAUGUCAGCCCUCAGCCAAUCUUCCUGGCUUUGUUCUCUUCACACUACCAAAAUCAUACAACCCACCAAAAAAUCUAUCCUUUUUCACCCCACAAUCCCUAAAAUUAUCCCAUAUAAACCCCUAAAAGUCUCUUCUUUUACUGUAAACAAUUCCAAAAAUGAAUUUUUUUUGCCACCCAGUUCCUCAAAUGAACCAGAAGAAAGUGCAGAAGAAUCUAAAUCAGACCGAGUUAAACUUGCACUUGAGAAAGCUAAAGAGUAUAGAAAGUCAUUGAAGUUGGAUAAAAAUGAAGAAAGUAGUGAAUACCCAGUUGAUAAAACUGUUGAAAUUGUAAGUGGGAAUGGUGGGUUGGUUUCUGAAGAUGAAGAUGGAAAAUCAAAGGAGGUUUCUCAAGCUGUUAGGAUUGCAGUGGAGAAGGUUAAAGAGUAUCAGCAGAACAAAGAUAUUGUGGGUUUUGGCAAAAAUGAUGUUGAAAAUGAGAAUUUGGCAGGGGAGGGAAAUGAUGGAGAAAAGGCGAUCCCUGAAGCUGUUAAAAGGGCAAUGGAGAAGGCAAAAGAGUACCAAAAGAACAAAGAAGUAGUGAGCAAUGACAUUCGCAAUGUGGAGAGUGCAAAUCUGCCAGUGGAGGAAUCCAAGGAGUAUGAGAAGAAUAAUGGAAAAGUGGGUGACAACAAAAGCAAUAAGGAGAAUGAGCAGUUUCCUGGUGAUGUAAAAGGUGGAGAUGUGGAGAUUCCAAAACCUGUUAAAAUUGCAAUGGGGAAAGCUCAAGAGUAUAAGAAGAACAAAGGAUUGGAGGGAGGAACUGCAGGUAAUUUAGCAAAUGGAAGUAUUGAACAGAACACUGAAAAAAAGGGUGAUCUUAAAAUUUCCAACAUCGAUUUUGUUGGCCUAAAUUUUGCCGACAAGAAGAAAAGCAAAGGACUACCAGCUGGUCUGGUUCCAGUCGCAGACCCUUUUUCAUAUGAUGACUUGCCUGACGUGGAAAUCAUUGUUGGUGAUGCCAGUAAUUUUGGAAAUUCAGCAUCAUCAGAAUCUAAGACAUCUUUGGAAGAAGACAGUUCUGAUCUCUAUAAGCCAAAGGUUUCUACAUGGGGCAUGUUCCCAAGACCCAACGAUAUUUCCAAAACGUAUGGUGGUGGUAGAACUAUUCGUCCUGGAGAUGCACUUGAAACUGCGGAGGAUAAAGCUGCUAAAGAGGCUCGUUCCCGACAAUUGAUUGCUGCUUACAAGCGUAAGUUUGGAUUAAACAUGGAUCCCAAGUUAAAAGCAGAAUGUGAGAAGGCAUUGAAAGAUGGUGAUUCACUGAUGGACAGAGGAAGGCUGAAAGAGGCACUACCAUAUUAUCAAACAGUUAUGGAUAAGCUGGCUUUCCAGACUCAGCUUCAUGGUUUAGCUGCUUUGCAGUGGUCAAUUUGUCAAGAUUCACUUACUAGGCCUGAAGAAGCGCGAGUUAUGUACGAGAAGCUUCAGUCACACCCUAAUGCUGAAGUUAGCAAAAAGGCAAGACAGUUCAUGUUUAGCUUCCAGGCGAUGGAGAUGUUGAAAGUUAAUAAAUCAACUGUUCCACCCAAAAGUACUGGCUACAGUAGCUAUUUUGAAGCUUUUGUUGGAGAUGAAGCAAACUAUACUCCGGAAAGCACGGAAGAAAAGGAAGAUUCCCUUAGUCAAGCUCUUCUGUAUAUUGUCUUUCUCGCUUCUCCGAUUUUAUUGGUACUGCUAUUUGUAGCCAUGAAGAAGGUAUAGAGUUUGAAGGUUGGUUAACCAAGCUUGCCUGGAACACGUCUUCACUCCUCAAUGGUUCUUUUCGUGUACAUCUUUGUCUAUCUAGAUCAUCCAGCAAAGAAAAAAUUGUUCAUCAGUUCCUACACUAGAUAUGUUCCUAUGAAGUUCAUCAUUUACAUAGAAAGCGUAAUUCUUGAUGAGAUUUCAGUCUUUCACUAUAUAUUGUUGACAUGAAAUGCCGUUUUGUUCCCUGAUAUUGUCCUUGCUGAUAUGGAAAUUGUACAGAAUCCACACUGUUUACAGGAAAUUUCUUUAGCUUA
This is a messenger RNA of Beta vulgaris subsp. vulgaris (sugar beet), 2254 nucleotides long. RefSeq lists its product as hypothetical. Lineage: Eukaryota; Viridiplantae; Streptophyta; Magnoliopsida; Caryophyllales; Amaranthaceae. The transcript has 10 exons. The record is from RefSeq and is a predicted model, not a curated record. The coding region runs from base 213 to 1955 and encodes 580 amino acids.